Pyricularia oryzae 70-15 is the source of this 1955-nucleotide messenger RNA. Its product is annotated as 60S ribosomal protein L3. NCBI's taxonomy places the organism in Eukaryota, Fungi, Ascomycota, Sordariomycetes, Magnaporthales, Pyriculariaceae. Bases 175 to 1416 code for a protein of 413 amino acids. Gene Ontology annotation, molecular function: ribonuclease III activity; double-stranded RNA binding. The record is from RefSeq and is a predicted model, not a curated record. Gene Ontology annotation, cellular component: nucleus. Gene Ontology annotation, biological process: rRNA processing; regulation of gene expression; primary miRNA processing. The transcript has a single exon.
AACUUUUUUGCUGGAGACAAAGGAACUCCUCUCUGUCGCUCGCGUCGAAGCUCGACGUGUAGGCUACCAAAAGGAGAACCACCCAUAAAUCGACGGAUCCAAUUACUUAUCUUAGCACUAGUAACAACACUAUUCACUCUUUUCCACCAGCUCUUUUUGCAACAAAAAGCCUCCAUGAAGAGGAUACGACCCGGCAGAUGGUCGGGCCAGUUGCUCAGCGCUGCCCGGCCAUCGUCAUGUGCUUUGCCUAUCAGUAGCUUCGCAACCGCCACGACGAGCUCUACGUCUCAAACAUGCAGGAACCUGCAAAAAUUUCCUCAAGCUCGCCUACAGUCAACUGUCGCCAACCCCCAACAGAUCACCGAAGAGACUCCCUUCUAUCACCAACACCCAUCACCGCCUCCCUCCCGAGCACGCGAUUCUGCCAAGCUUGCUGCCCUGCACGCACGUUUGGACCUUUCCGAGAAGGUCCCCCUAGAAACUGUCGCCCGGACUCUCAUCGACCGCUCUGCCGACAAGGAUAUUCGUUUCAACAACUACAGCCUGUCGAGGCUCGGCUCCCAGCUCAUCGAGUACCAUGUGAACGAGUGGCUGAUGUGCCGGUAUCCCAGGCUUCCGUACAGUGUGCUUCUGGCCGCGCGCGACAGUUAUGCUGGGGAGCUGUCUUUGUCCGAGAUCUCGAAGUCGUGGGGUGUCGAGUCGGCUGCCGAACCCGGUGGCGAGGUCGACCCGGGUCUUUUGCAGUUUUCUGUCUGGAGCCCAAAGCCAAAGCUGAACGAUCCUGAGCACGACAGGAUCCAGAAAAUGUUAAAGAAAAACUUCAAGAUGCUGAUGAGGGGCCAGGUGGCUUCGGCUAACGAGCCAAGUGAAGUCGGCCCCGCGAUGGAUAUCGAUGCCAGUAAACCACUGCAACCCGAGACCAUCUCGCUUUUGCCUUCUCAAGGCUUGGACAAAGUGCGUGUCGCCCGCGAAGCGCACUCGAACUUUGUGCGGGCCCUUACAGGCGCUGUGUACGCCCACUGUGGGCGCGAGGCGGCCAAGUUGUUCAUCAACGCACACAUCCUCUCGCGUCAUCUCGACAUUGCGACUCUUUUCUCCUUCAAACGCCCAACCACUGAACUCGCCCGCCUCUGCGCCCGCGAGGACUUUGCGGAGCCAACCGCACGCAUCCUCUCGGAGACGGGUCGCCACUCGCGCACUCCUGUCUUUGUUGUCGGCAUCUUCAGCGGCAACGACAAGCUUGGUGAGGGCUCCGGCGCGGACCCCAAGGCUGCUCGUGCCAACGCUGCCAUGAACGCUCUCAAGGCCUGGUAUCUCUACAGCCCUGGACCUGACGUCCGUGUGCCGAGCGAUAUGCUGGUCGAGGGGGCCAAGCCAUGGACGCCAGCCUAUGUCGACAUUGGAGAGAUCAUCUGAGCGCGAGGUUGGAAUCCUGACUUUGCCCUUGACACGACUUUGCAGCGUCUGGAUGAGAAGGAAUCAAGAAAACAAAAAAAACCCUACUUGCGAUUUUGCAAGCUGUAUACUAAGCUUUGUUCGGGAGCUCAAAUGUCCGGACGAGCACACUAGUGUUCUUGUAUACUGGAUCUGUACAUUUUGUAACAUUUGGCGGUCCCUAUAAACUUCCUUUAAUGCGCGAGGAUACUAGUGGAAACAUCACGUGAAAAAGGCAUCAAUUCCAUUAAGGAUUUGUGCCAUAUACCUGUAUUUUUGGCAAGACCAAGCCAGUACCUGCAACAUUCACCAAUAGAUUCCUCCCGUGAAAGUUGAUAUUAGACAAAAUAGGAGGCGCAACAUACACAAUUUUCUUUGUCUAUUGACUAAUACCGGGUAUCUUAAGAUUCUAUAUCUACACUACAAAUGUCUAGCUCACUUCCGACUCGAGACACAAAGCUUGCUCAACUAAAGUGAUCGCCCUCCCCGAGUUUAUCAGCAAUCCCCAAUCUAACAAGUCG